CACCUUGAAGGCUGCCGUCAUCGCGCAGCCUAAAAUAUGACCAUUAAAAUAGAACGCAACACGAAAUUGUCACUUUGCGAUUGAUUGAUUUGAUGUCUCUUGCUACAGCUUGAAUGAUCCUGGCUAUAUAUAAGGCAUUAUCAACACAGUGAGCAUCACUUCUUCAACCUUUUUGAUAUCAAGAGGAACUUCUGCAGGUCGGAAAGGAAAUAAACACAAAAAUGAAACUCACAUUAGCAGUCGUGGUGGUUUUCGCCUACAUUGCAACAACAAAUGCCAUCAAUCCUGCAAUUUUAGCUGCCAUGACCGGUGGUGGCGGUGGCAACUUUAAACAAAUGUUAUUAAUGGAUGCAUUAUUCAAAAAUCAAAAUAUUGGUGGUGGUGGUGGUGGUGGUGGUGGAGUCCUAGGAGGCGGACAAAGUCAAUUUGCGAAAAUGAUCAUGACAAAAAUGCUGCUGAAACAAUUUGGUGAAAAUCCAUUAGCAGCUAUGACUUUGAUGGGUAAUCAAAAUAUCGACCCCAUGACAUUGAUUGCAUUAAGCGGCGGAGAGAACAUGCAAGCAAUUAUUCCAAUUAUCAUGCGACAACAAAUGCAGCAACAAAUGCGAAGUCAAAUGCCCCCUGUUGGUGCUUUAGGAACACAAAUGACUCCCAUGUAAAUUAUAAUAACAAUAAUAUGUAAAUUAUAGUUAUGGUUGUAAAUGCUUGUGAUAAAAAGAUUAAAGUGAUCCUUGUCCUGUAUUAAGGUUGAUAUCAUUUUGAUCAUUUUGGGGUAAAAGGAUUUUUUGUUAAACGUCUCUAUAAAUACUGUCUGCAACUACCAGAAGCUCUUCCCUGGUUCAUUCUGACAAAUUAUACUACAAAAUACAAGCGUUUGAUGACUUCACGAAGAAUACACCACCAUAUUGAAUAAUAUUAUGUUGUUUGUAUAUCUCUGAAAGAUGUUUAAAAUGUGAUAUUGUUCAAAUCAUGCUCAAUCUCUAAUCAUUGUUCAAUCUUGAUUUUGAAUACAGAAAAAAAUUGUUCAAGCUUAUA
This is a messenger RNA of Lottia gigantea (owl limpet), 1035 nucleotides long. RefSeq lists its product as hypothetical. The record is from RefSeq and is a predicted model, not a curated record. The transcript has 3 exons. Lineage: Eukaryota; Metazoa; Mollusca; Gastropoda; Lottiidae. The coding region runs from base 222 to 659 and encodes 145 amino acids.